UGUGUUGGACACAAGAAGGACAGUUCUGAGGACGAAGGCAGAAUUGCCUCUACUACAUGAUCAAGGAGAUAUGAAGCAGCCUCUGGCCCUGUCUCUUCUCCUGUUGGGGACAGUUUCUGCUUUUCAUCUGGAGGCCACACCCACCCUGGAAGACCCAAAGAGACCGCCAGACCUGUGGAAGGAUGCAGAUGGUUCAAGGGAGCAGGAAGGAGAUUUGGCUCUGACCCAAGAGACAAUGCAGACAGAGGGAGAGGAGGCUGAGGGUUCUGAACAUCAAGACAUCUUUGAAGAUGAGGAGUCCAACCCAGAUGCCUUAGACAAGGACUCAGCAUGCCCCAGGGAAGAGGACACAGCUAAUUUGCAGGGAGCUCCUGGGUGCAAGAGCUGCCGCUAUGUGCUGGUUAGGACUCCCAAGACUUUUGAUAGAGCUCAGCAUGUCUGUAGGAGAUGCUACCAUGGCAAUCUUGCGUCCAUCCAUAGCUACAGUUUCAACUACCAAAUCCAAUGCUUGGCCAGGAAGAUCAACCAGUCCCGCAUAUGGAUUGGAGGCAUCCUUAGGGGCUGGUUGUUCUGGAAGAAGUUUCGCUGGACUGAUGGGAGCUGCUGGGAUUUUGGAUACUGGGCCCCAGGGCAGCCUGGGAGUGGGGGAGGACACUGUGUGACUCUAUGCACCACAGGGGGCCAUUGGCGAAGAGCUUCCUGCAAACGCCGCCUGCCUUUCAUCUGCUCCUUCUAAGUUGGAGGUAGGACUCUACCUUCGAACCUCCUGCCUUCACAGCCCUGGCUGCUGGUGUCCCACCAUUUGGCAUUCAGUUCUGUCCCCUGCCUCUCCUGGUCAAAAAGUCAGGCUUUCCACUGCACCUAAGUCUUGUUUCUUUCCUUUGUGGAACUCGCUCUGUAAACCAGGCUGGCCUCGAACUCAUCGAGACCUGCCUGUCUCUGCCUCCUGAGUGCUGGGAUUAAAGGCGU
Peromyscus maniculatus bairdii (prairie deer mouse) is the source of this 969-nucleotide messenger RNA. It is a transcript of the gene Prg3, whose product is annotated as proteoglycan 3, pro eosinophil major basic protein 2. Gene Ontology annotation, biological process: immune response. The record is from RefSeq and is a predicted model, not a curated record. Lineage: Eukaryota; Metazoa; Chordata; Mammalia; Rodentia; Cricetidae.